UCACCUGCCACCAUGGUGCCUGGGGGCUUAUCUGACACCAAGCCAGCUACUCCAGAAGUUCAGCAGCUUGUUAACCAGGUGAAGCCACAGUUUGAAAGCCGGACAGGCAUGAACUGUGAUGUCUUUACAGCCAUAGUAUAUAGGACUCAAGUGGUUGCUGGGACAAUGUACUUUAUUAAGGUCCAAGUUUCUGAUGCCGUAUAUGUCCACUUAAAGGUGUUUCAGAGUCUUCCUCAUGAGAACCUGGGUCCCAGCCUUGUCAGCUUUGAGACUGGCAAAACCAGAGAUGACCCUCUGACCUACUUCUAAGACACGAUGUGUUGCAGUGCCUCACCUCUGCAAAUCCUAAAGGGAUUCUGCCCAUGACAGUGAAUAAAAUAAGUUU
Messenger RNA from Melozone crissalis (California towhee), 385 nucleotides. Its product is annotated as cystatin-A-like. The coding region runs from base 13 to 309 and encodes 98 amino acids. The transcript has 3 exons. Lineage: Eukaryota; Metazoa; Chordata; Aves; Passeriformes; Passerellidae. The record is from RefSeq and is a predicted model, not a curated record. Gene Ontology annotation, molecular function: cysteine-type endopeptidase inhibitor activity. Gene Ontology annotation, cellular component: cytosol.